Molecule: messenger RNA, 866 nt
Organism: Eurytemora carolleeae
Lineage: Eukaryota; Metazoa; Arthropoda; Copepoda; Calanoida; Temoridae
Product: FMRFamide receptor
Exons: 7
Coding region: 327-866 (179 amino acids)
Biological process (GO): G protein-coupled receptor signaling pathway
Cellular component (GO): membrane
Molecular function (GO): G protein-coupled receptor activity
Source: RefSeq, a predicted model, not a curated record
UCUGUGCUGAAGUCGUAGAUUCUGUGCUGAAGUCGUAGAUUCUGUGCUUAAGUCAUAGAUUCUGUGCUGAAGCCUCUUUCUUUGUGGAUAACCCUGUCUCUUGGUUUGAAACAAAGACUUAUCUCUGGUUUAGAGGAUACCUCGGAGCUGUAAGGACAGGAUGGUUCAUCAUUCUCUGGAGGAGAGAAGGUUUAGAGAGAAAAUCCCACGAUAGAGAAAUUGGAUUAUAAAUUGAGAUGAUGACUCCUCUCCUCCGCUAGUUUACCACCAAUUCUCUACGUCUGAAGUUAUAAAGAUAAAUAGCGUAAACAACUCGUUUAUUAGCAAUGAACGAUACAUACGACACGAACGUCUGGAGCGUGCUUGAACGAAUUCGGAACCAGGGUUUAGAGGAUUAUGAGUACGAGGAGUUUAACGAUACCGACGAUGAGCCAGAAGGCUGCUUCUCCGAAAUGAGUGAAUUUGAUCCAAUCUUUCAGCAGUUCAGGUUUUGGUUUGAGGGAGUACUUAGUACAUUAGUCGGAGUCCUGGGCUUCUCUGGAAAUUUGACUGCAGUUCUAAUCCUACUUCUGGUCAAAUCAAAAACAACAUUUGUCUACCUCAUUCUCUCUCUCUCAUUGGUUGAUGCUCUCUUUAUCGUUACAUCAGUAUUGGACGUGAGCAUGAUUGGAGUGUUCGAAUGGCCUAUCAGUUCAAAGAGCGGCCUUUAUAACAGUGUGUUUCCAAUCUACAUGAGGACUCUGAGCGGAAUCCUAGUCUCUGCUAGUAUCCAUCUUACUGUAGCAAUCUCCAUCGAGAGGUUUAUCGCAGUUUGCCGCCCUCUGUACUAUCUACAACAAGCCAGAACUAACAUAUAUCUACAUUGA